AUGCGUCAAGCUAACACAUACUGCGCACAAAGCUUAGACGAUCCUCUCAUAUGGGGUGCUUUACCACUCAAGUAUAAUUCAACACCGUUGAGCGCUCGAUGGGGCCUUGGUGCUCAUGAUAUCUGCUUCAAGAACGGCCUCUUCAAGUCCUUCUUCAAUCUCGGUCAGGUAUUGCCAACAUAUCGUAUGCUUCAUUCACCCUACGGUGGGCUCUUCCAACCAACAAUGGCCCAGGCGGUCCGCCUUGUUUCCGGCCCCGGGGCCCUGUUCCCCCUGAAAGCGGCCUUCAGUGCUGGCAACAACGAGACUUUUGCCUCGCCUGCAUAUUACAAGAACAACCACAACGCGUGGGUCCACGUGUUCCCCGAGGGAUGUGUGCACCAGCAUCCACAGCGGACCCUCCGGUAUUUCAAGUGGGGAGUCUCCCGGUUGAUCCUCGAAUCCGAGCCGGCUCCUCAGCUCGUUCCUAUCUUCAUCGACGGCUUCUCAGACAUCAUGCCUGAGGACAGGCAGUGGCCGCGGUGGGCUCCGCGCAUCGGCGCCAAGAUCCGCGUUAUUUACGGCGAAGCCCUAGAAGUGGGCGAGGCUUUCAGGGAGCAGCGAACGAGGUGGAAGCGCAUGGUACAGAAAGAGGAGGAAGCUUCGGGCAAGCAGCUGAGUGUCGGCGAAGUGCCCGAGUCGCUCAAAAACCACCCUGAAGCUGUCCAGCUCCGCAUAGAAGUUGCAAAGACUGUUAGGGAUAUGGUCCAGAAACUGAGGUUGCGGGCAGGCUACCCUCAAGAUGACCCGGCGUAUGCCCUUGCUGAGACAUGGGAGCGCGAUCCCCAGCAGAAGCAGUAUAAAAGCCCUGUGGACGACGGUCUGGUCCACAAGGAAUGA
Colletotrichum spaethianum is the source of this 879-nucleotide messenger RNA. Its product is annotated as lysophosphatidylcholine acyltransferase. Gene Ontology annotation, cellular component: mitochondrial membrane. Gene Ontology annotation, biological process: cardiolipin acyl-chain remodeling; inner mitochondrial membrane organization. The transcript is spliced from 2 exons. Lineage: Eukaryota; Fungi; Ascomycota; Sordariomycetes; Glomerellales; Glomerellaceae. Gene Ontology annotation, molecular function: 1-acylglycerophosphocholine O-acyltransferase activity. The record is from RefSeq and is a predicted model, not a curated record. The coding region runs from base 1 to 879 and encodes 292 amino acids.